AUGCAAGGAUCAUAUAUGAUUGAAGAAAUUAAAAAACAACUUGCUGCAGCUGAUAUUCCAAAAUUAAGAAAAUGGUUUGGUCUAUCAACAUCUAAAGGAAUCAGCCUUGAUAAUGAUGACAUUAGAGAUGGUGAUAAUGUUGAAGAUAUUGAGAAUGUUGAAAUUAAAUAA
Entrophospora sp. SA101 is the source of this 171-nucleotide messenger RNA. The record is from the annotation of a GenBank genome assembly. NCBI's taxonomy places the organism in Eukaryota, Fungi, Glomeromycota, Glomeromycetes, Entrophosporales, Entrophosporaceae.